Molecule: messenger RNA, 1109 nt
Organism: Priapulus caudatus
Lineage: Eukaryota; Metazoa; Priapulida; Priapulimorpha; Priapulimorphida; Priapulidae
Product: spermatogenesis-associated protein 17-like
Exons: 9
Coding region: 18-1088 (356 amino acids)
Biological process (GO): establishment of meiotic spindle localization; spindle organization; mitotic cell cycle
Cellular component (GO): spindle pole
Molecular function (GO): protein binding
Source: RefSeq, a predicted model, not a curated record
AAAAACGGCGUCCAAACAUGGCCACUUACAUCCAACUACUAUCACGUUGCGAUGAAAUUAUUGCGGCUAUAUACACAAGAAGCAAUGAGGCACAAAUUCAAAGAGAAAAAGAAUAUAGAGCUGCAGUCAAAGUACAAAGCUGGUUCCGUGGACUGAGAGUCCGGGCUUAUCUCAGGUAUUUGAAUGACUCAGCAGUACAUAUUCAGAAAAUAUGGAGAGGUUAUGUAGGAAGGAAGAUGUACCGACAACAUUUGGCGCAUUUAGUUGCAAACAUGAAGCAAGAAUACUACAACUCUAUGGCUUUCAAGAUACAGAAAAUCUGGCGUGGUUACUACACACGGAAGUAUAUAUUCAACUUCUAUCAACGAAGAAAAUACCUGGAUAAUCUGCAGAUCAAGAAUGAAGUGAUAAGAAAUUACUUGGAAGAGUACCAUCAACAGAAGCAGGUAGAAGAGACGAUGGCCCGUGAAAGUGAGCUACGUGCCAGUCUCCAAAAAGAAGCAGAGCAGAAUCACCACCUUGUUAGCACGGCUGUAAAACCCGGAAUUUAUGGUCUACCAAGUCAGCCACGACUGAAAGCAAUUGAGGAGAGACUCUUGUCUGCAAAAAGGAGGCUUGCAAAAACACAGAUGGAAGGAAAACAAAGAAGAGCACAGACACAGGAACAAACACCAUAUAGAGACAUAUGUAAGCAGAGACAACCCCUUCCACCUGUUGGACAGAAGAUUCAGGGCCCAUUCAAACCACCGGCACAGGUGUACCAGCAGAGAUACAAGACACUGCAACCCACGUUACGGCUGGCAACGUCGUUCACCUCGGAGGAGGAGACCAGAGCCGCUGACCGCCAGCGUGAUUGGACGCAACGUGUCAACGACAACAUCUUCCUUCCUUUCUCACACACUGACUACAAGUAUGAGCCCUUACUCCACUCCAAGAGCAAAUAUGGGAGUCUGCCUUAUGGUACAAAAUAUUUCAGGGAGUUGGACGAAUCAAAACAGCUCUUCCAAACAGUGGUGCCACCUAUACCCAUCUUUGAGAAGCUUGGCAAAACGUACAGCGACUCAUGUGCUGCAGCUGAAUCGUCAUGAAGAAAUGAACUGUUUUCCAUU